CUUUGGAUGAGUACUUUGAGUAUGAAGCUGAGGAGUUCCUGGUCUCCUUGGCCUUGUUGAUCACCGAAGGUCGGACACCCGAGUAUUCGAUCAAGGGCAGAACAGAGGGCUUUCAUUGCCCGCCGGCACAGUCCAGUCAGCCGCCAACAACUAAGCAUGAAUGCAGCGACAAACUGGCUCAGUGUCGUCAAGCCAGGCGAACCAGAUCUGAGGUUAUGCUACUGUGGAAGAACAAUAUUCCAAUCAUGGUAGAAGUGAUGCUACUUCCAGACUGUUGCUAUAGUGAUGAAGGGCCCACCACCGAGGGCAAUGAUUUAAAUGAUCCAGCAAUCAAGCAAGAUGCAUUGCUGUUAGAAAGGUGGAUUUUGGAGCCAGUUCCUCGACAGAGUGGAGAUCGAUUUAUUGAAGAGAAGACCCUGUUACUGGCUGUUCGCUCCUUCGUUUUCUUCUCCCAGUUGAGCGCGUGGCUGAGCGUUUCACAUGGUGCUGUUCCCCGAAACAUUCUGUACAGGGUGAGCGCUGCAGAUGUGGACUUGCAGUGGACGUUCUCCCAGACACCAACUGAGCAUGUCUUUCCUGUUCCUAACGUUUCGCACAACGUGGCCUUGAGAGUCAGCGUCCAGUCCUUGCCCCGACAGUCGAACUACCCAGUUCUGACCUGUAGUAUUCACACCAACCUUAGCUUUUACGAAAAGCGAAUGCAAGAGCGUAAGUUACAUCAGCAUGGUGAUUCCAGUGCAGCACAGCAAUGCGGUACCUCCAGUCCGCAGCGCUUCUGUGGGAAACAGACGUGGACGGUGACACCCGAAGGCCUACUUAAUGGAAAAAAGACACCUGAAUUUACAACAUCUGUCAGAAAUUUAAAACUUUAUCCAUCUACUGGAGUUGGAUCUGACUUUGGAGCAUCGCAGUCUAAAGUUCAGUGCUAUAAUGAUAGAGGAGACAAGACACAAGCUCAUGAAACACCUGUCAGAACUUUUAAAUCCUUUUCUCUAGUUGAUUCCCGUGUUUCGAGCGGUCGUUGCUCUCACCAGCCCACAGGAGAAACCAAUCCUUUGAUAGGCUCUUUACUUCAAGAGCGACAAGAAGUCAUUGCAAGGAUUGCUCAGCACUUGAUUCACUGUGAUCCAGCUACUUCACCAGUUGUUGCUGGACGUCCGUUCAACGUGCAUGAAAACAGCUCGGCUACACCGAAAGCUUUUCGGAGUACUUUCGAAGAUGAAAACGUGCCGAGGAAAGGCAAGGAGACCUCCCCUGCUUCCAUUGCCAGCUUGGACAAUGCAAUGCAAGAAGAUGGUGAAGGCAAAACUAGAGUGAUUCCAGAGGUGCCGCUGCUCGAUGCCCGUGUUCCAGUGAACCACUGUGGCCGUCCAUCGGCAGGAGAGAGUAAUCCCCUCAUUGAUUCUCUGCUCCAGGAGCGGCAGGAGGUGAUAGCAAGGAUUGCCCAACACUUGAUUCAUUGUGAUCCAGCUACUUCUCAUGUUACUGGGCGUCCGUUCAAAGGUCAUGAGACGAACCCAGUUUCUUCAAAAAUUUUCCGAAGUACAUACGAAGAUGAAAAUUUGCUGAAGAAAGGCAAGGAACCGUCUUCUGUUUCUUUGGCUAAAUCAAGUUUUUCUUUGUUAGAAGACAGCAGUAAAUCAAGGACGAAGGCACCUGACACACCUAUUAGUCCUUCUAGGUUCGAUGGAGAACUGAAGGCUCCUCUGAAACUCCAGGCAAGAAGAAAAUUGGUUUUAGCGAAACCCGGUGAAGCUGUCCGAAAUGCAUUUCAUCAGACUUCCAAUAAAACUUCCCAUGCAUUUACCAACAGUCACACAUCAUCAUCAUGUACUAAGGAAAAUAAAUCGGAAUUGCCAGAUAAAUUGGAAAUGGUACAUUCUGGUUAUGCACAGAAAGACCAGAUAGCCCAUAGAAUUAAAGCAUGUUCAAAUUUUGGCAGCGUUGAUGAACAGAUUUGCACAAAUAAACUUAAAGAAAGAACAGUUGUUAGCGAGAACAACGGCACGGACAGUUUUAACAAUUUACAGAUAGAUAAAUGCAGAAUACUUGAAGGUACAAAAAAAGCAACUGUGAUGCAGGUAUCUGACUCUUUGCACAAAAAUGAGCUCAAGUGUUCAGAUAAAGACUCAAAACCCCCAAAUAUUUAUGAGCAAAAUACUCAGCUUAUUAGUAUUGAAAAUUAUUUAAAUAAAGAGCACGACAGUUUCAAAACCAAAACCAAACAAGAUAAAGCAAAAACUGCACAUGAUGAGAAUGAAGACCCAAUAGGCCUUGAUUGCCAAAGCAGCUCUCAGAAGAAACCUGCAGAGGAUGGCGUCGUUAAGUGUGAGCGGCUGAAGAACCCAGACGUACAGGUAACAUCUCUAAAACACACAAAUAUAUGGCGGAAACAUAAUUUUCGAUCCUUGGAUGGAACUUCAACCAAGGCUUUUCAUCCCAGAACUGGAUUGCCUCUGCUUUCAAGUCCUGUUCCUCAAAGAAAAACACAGUCUGGGUGCUUUGAUCUGGAUUCAUCACUGCUGCAGUUGAAAUGUCUGUCUGCAAGGAGCCCACAACAAUGUAUAAACAGAGACAGUGAUCCGGAGGGCCAUGGGAAACCGUUUCUGAGUUCCAGCGCUCCACCAGUAACAAGUCUUAGCCUUCUGGGAAACUUUGAGGAGUCUGUCCUGAAUUUUCGCUUAGACCCGCUCGGUGUCGUGGAGGGUUUCACAGCGGAAGUGGGAGCAAGCGGAGUCUUUUGUCCCACGCACAUGACUCUGCCAGUUGAGGUGUCGUUCUACAGUGUUUCGGAUGAUAAUGCACCCUCUCCUUACAUGGGUGUAAUUACUUUAGAGUCCCUUGGUAAAAGGGGUUAUCGGGUACCGCCUUCAGGAACAAUACAAGUGACCUUAUUUAACCCUAACAAAACUGUGGUGAAGAUGUUUGUGGUAAUCUAUGACUUGAGAGAAAUGCCAGCUAAUCAUCAAACAUUCCUACGGCAAAGAACGUUUUCUGUUCCUGUGAGACGAGAAAUCAAGAGAAGUGUCAAUAAAGAAAAUAGUCAACAGACUGAAGAAAGGCUACUACGCUACCUCAUACAUCUGAGGUAAGAUCCUCAGAGUUUAAA
This is a messenger RNA of Eurypyga helias (sunbittern), 3109 nucleotides long. It is a transcript of the gene ATOSA, whose product is annotated as family with sequence similarity 214, member A. The record is from RefSeq and is a predicted model, not a curated record. Lineage: Eukaryota; Metazoa; Chordata; Aves; Eurypygiformes; Eurypygidae. The coding region runs from base 216 to 3092 and encodes 958 amino acids. The transcript has 10 exons.